This is a messenger RNA of Zerene cesonia (dogface butterfly), 4077 nucleotides long. Its product is annotated as polycomb group protein Psc-like. Gene Ontology annotation, cellular component: PRC1 complex. Gene Ontology annotation, molecular function: promoter-specific chromatin binding; metal ion binding. The coding region runs from base 262 to 3531 and encodes 1089 amino acids. The record is from RefSeq and is a predicted model, not a curated record. The transcript has a single exon. NCBI's taxonomy places the organism in Eukaryota, Metazoa, Arthropoda, Insecta, Lepidoptera, Pieridae. Gene Ontology annotation, biological process: negative regulation of transcription by RNA polymerase II.
GUAUUGUGUACCAUAGUCUAUAGUCUACGAACUGUCUAUGAUAUAAAAUCGCAAAUAAUUAGUAUUUACAUAGUGGAUGAAUGGAUUUUGUUUUAAUUCUAUAAACUGUACAACUAAGACUUCGCACUUCGUAUUUUUCUCAAAUGCAAAUCUAAAGUGAAAUGAACUAAGUGAACUUCAUAAAUUUUGUAAUUGUUAAUUAUUCAUAGUGUGCCAGCUGCUUUUGCUGUGUAUAGUGACGCUGUGCAACGAAAUGUAAAAAUGGUUACUUCUAAUAAACAAACGGAAAAAAAAGUUGUAAAAAUGACUGCACAAAUCAACAACGCUGUUGCCCCUCACAGAACUCUCUUGGGUGAAGUAAAUGAGCAUAUAACAUGUCCUUUAUGUCGCGGUUAUUAUAUCGAUGCUACUACAAUCGUUGAAUGUUUGCAUUCUUUUUGUCGUAGUUGUAUUAUAAAGCAUCUUCAGGUAAAAAAAUAUUGCCCAGUAUGUGAAAUGAUGAUAAAUUCAGCAAAACCUAAUAUCAAACUGGAUAAGGCGCUUCAAGAUAUAGUUUACAAAUUGGUACCAGGCCUAUUCCAAAAAGAAAUGGAACGUCGCCAGCAAUUUUAUUCUUCUCGUCCCGGUCCAGCGGCAUCAGCGACUCCAGAACAACGAGGUGAAGACACUGAGAGAAUUAUAUUUAGUCCAGAAGAUGUCAUUUCAUUUUCCUUAGAAUACUCUGAUGUAACAGAUACUGACAGCAUCUCUAGUAAAUCAUCUGAUAGUAAUGAAUCACAAUCAACAUCAACAACUGCAAGAAGGUACUUGCAAUGUCCUGCUGUUGUAAAUAUUAGUCAUCUAAAGAAAUUUCUCAGUAUGAAAUUUGAUAUUGAUAGUACACAAUUUGCUAUUGAUAUUUUGUACAAAAGAGUACCAUUGCCAGACUACUAUACAUUAAUGGACAUUGCUUACAUCUAUAACUGGAAAAGAAAUGAACCUAUGCGAUUUUUUUACCAAAUUAUUGACUAUGUUGCAAUUCGGAAUAGAUUAUUUGAUUUAAAUAGGAAGGGGUCUCAAUUGCAUGAUAAGAAAGCUAUCCCUGCUGUUGCAGAAGAUACACAUGCCAACAGCCCUAUAACUAACACAAAUGACCUUGCAUCUGAAGCCUCUUCAGGUGCUGAUAGCCCUAUGUUAGAUGAAAACAAUGCUAGAAAAUCAAAUGACACUUCAAAAAAGUGUAAUAAUUAUACUGAACAUCAUAAAGCAAACCAAGAAGCAAGCUCUAACCAGAGGAGUAAUUCACCUGUAAAGAAAAAUGAUGAUGAAGAUGAAAAAUCACAAUUCCUUAAUUCUUUUGAAUUAACUGCUAAGAAUAGCUCAGCGUCUUCCAAAACAUCUCCCACCAAAAAUUUAUCAGAUAAUGCAGCAACUGAAAAUAAAAUUACAACCACUAACACAUUAAAGAAUGAAGAUUCACUAAAACGAAAGUUCCAAAUUGGAAACAAUCUACCAGAAAUGAAAAAGGUAAAAAUUGAGAUUGAAAAAGCGAAAAUACCAGUAUCUCAAAAUGUUUCAUCAUCUAAUACCAAUUUAAAAACAAUCGGUAUCAAUGACAAGAAUUUAAAAAAUACAGAGCAAAGUAAAACAGUAGAUAAUUCCCCAAAAGGCACACAAUCAGGAAGUAGUAUAGUAAAUAGUACUAUGACAUCAAAGGAUUCAAAACAGUCGGCUAAUUUACCAAAACAAGCUGAUGGUGUAGGGCAGAAAAGAACCAUAGCUGAUACCUCCAAUAAUCUUACACCAAAACGGAAACCAGAACUGAUGUCAACAUCUCCUUCACUACAGAAAACUGUUUCACCUCUUAAAAUUCAGUUAUCUAAGACAGAUUCCCCAUCAUUAAUAAAUAAUAAAUCGAAUGAAACUCCAAAAGGAGUUUCCAAGAAGAUACCUGAUUUAAAACCCAGCACAACAGGAGCAGCAGCUACUAGCAAAAGUCAUAUUUCAGGAAAAUUAAGAAUGGAUCUUUUAGCAAAUAAUAGUGAUCCCACUAUUGAUCGAAGUAAAAUUUUAUCUCAAGUUAAAACAUCAGUGCCUACCAGUGGGCAAAAUACAGGAGAUAAUCUAAAAUCAUUAUUUGACUCUUGUAAAAUUAAUAUACCCUCUUCAUUAUCAAUAACCCUAACUGAUCAAAAGAGCCCUUCUGAUUUACCAAUUUCUGAACAAAAGAAAAAUAUUAUCAAUAAGAACCUCAUGAAUUCAAGCAACAAUUCUAAUCAUAAAGCACCCAGUCCUCCAGUACAUAAUUAUAUUGAAAUAAAGAAACUUCCUGAUACUGAUACAAAAAAGACAACAAAAACAGAGAGUGUAUCAGAUACAAAACCAAAUAUCCAAAAAUCAGACAAUACUGCAAUGACACCUAAAUUAAAUAAAAGUAGUGAAACAUCUGCUAAAGGACCAAUACCAAAUUUAAAACCAAUUGCUGAUACUAAAUUGGCUAAACAAACUGGAAAUUCAUCUGCACCUAUAACAUUUCAACAGACUUUUGAACAACAAUUACAAUCUCUUCAAACAGAUACGAAAGUGAAAGUGCCCAAAAAUAAGGCCCAGGUUCCAAAACUUGUACCAGCCACACCAAAAGCUUUUAGUGCAGCGAAUAAAUUAAAUAAUGUUAAUUCAAAGGUUCCAACCGGUGUCUCUUCAGGAGAAAACAAAACCACAGCUGCUCUUGAUUUAUCAACUCCUCACAGUAUUCAAAGCCAAUUAGGUCCUCAACAAACAAAAGCUUUUGAAACAAUGCAGUCCAUUGCUAAUUUAGCAAAAAAACAAAACUUACCACCUAAGUCAAUUCCUUUGACUUUAUCACAAGAUAUGUUUCCAACUGUAUCUAGAAGACCUAUUACUACUUCCUCAACAUUAAGAAUUCCCUCAGGUAAUAACAAUACUCAUGUAAAGUUAGAGAAGCCUCCUGCUAAUAUGUCUCAGUUAAGUAGUAGGCAAGAAAUGCCCAAACAAAUAAGUGCUCACAAAUCAUUAAAUCAAAUUCAGGCUACAGUAUCCAAUAUACCUUCACCUAAUUAUCAAGGAGCUCAGCCAUCAAACACUUCUACACAACCAUCACCACAAUCUCAAACACGUUCACCAAGCUCAUCACCAAAAUUGGUAAUAGCGGAAGAAAAGCAAACAAGUAGUGCAUCUUCAGACCAGAAUCAAUCUAACACACCACUGCACCCCCAGUUAUCAAAUAUGUUCGCACCUCGAUGCGAGUCUCCUAAAGACUCACACAGCCAUACAAAGCCAGGUCUAAAACCAAUGAAACCUUUAAUACCUACAAGUAAAUUAUCUUCUAUUCGCCAACCCAUAACUCCUUCAUUAAAUACAAAUACUGCAAUGAGCUCCCAAGCUGAUUAUUUAUCGCAUGCCAUAUUCAGGCAUCAAAUGGAAAUGCAAAGUGCUUGGUUAAAAGCACAGCGACAAUACGAUAUAUUAAAAAACAUGCCUAAUAUGGCAAUACCAAGUCAAAAUGAAUUUAAUAAUAAAGACAAACAGUAGUACAGUAGGCGAAAAACUUAAGACAUUUCUGAAGAGUCUGUUGCUGGUGUAAGAUAAGUGAGAAUAAAGUGUAAACAAUCUUAUCGUUUUAAUCAAAACAGAGAGAUAUAUAUAUGUAUAUUUUUUUUUAUUUAUGGAUUUAUUUUACAAAAUUUUAAAAGAAACUAAUAACUGUUGUUUUCAUGUAUGGGUAACUUUGGUUGUUUUUAAUUUGGAAUAUAUAGAGCUUUACUUUACGUUAUGUAUCACUUUUUUAUUUGAUUGCUGAUAAAUAUGGUCAUAUUAUUUCGUAUGCAUUUCAUUUUGAGAAUUUUACAUAAUUUUAAAUCUUGAAUACCUAAUCUAAAUGUCUUGUUUUCCUUAUUUAUCAAAUCAUGGACAAUAGUUAAAAAAUGUGUAUUAUUCAAGCUUUGUAAUUUUUUUUAUUAUGUGAUAAUCAUUACCGAAGUUACCCAAAUUCAAAAUAAUACAUUGAGACUAUACAUAAGUUAUAAUAUAAGUGGUUUUAUUAUUUAUAUAUAAAAAUAAGUCGGGAUUUCCUUCCUG